AUCGAUGGUGUCCGCCACAGCGCCACCCUUUCUGCUGGACAGCCCGGUGUCCUGCACGGCGUGCGGACCUACGUGCUGCAGUCGCCCACCGGUCAGAUCAUCGAGACCCACUCCAUCAGUGCUGGCCUUGACUAUCCCGGUGUCGGACCUGAACAUGCUUGGCUGAAGGACUCCGGCCGGGCUGAGUAUGUUGCGGCCACAGACGAGGAGGCUCUACGUGGCUUCAGAAUGCUGACGCAGCGGGAGGGCAUCAUUCCCGGUAAAUUCGUUUGAGUCUGUCCCAAUCUUUUCUAACAUCUGGACAGCCCUCGAGUCGUCGCAUGCCAUCUGGGCUGGCGUGCAACUGGCUAAAACACUUUCGGCGGACAAGGACAUCGUCAUCUGUCUGUCGGGCCGUGGGGACAAGGAUGUCGAGCAGAUCUCAGAGCUGCUUCCCAAGUGGGCAGACAAACUCGACUGGCACGUUGCCAGAGGACACGCGUAGUUACUAUUGUAGUGGCUGUACAAUUAGAUAACCUCAAUCGAUCACUGAGCGUGACUCAAACAGUCCAUUGAGCCAUA
This is a messenger RNA of Mycena citricolor, 561 nucleotides long. The record is from the annotation of a GenBank genome assembly. NCBI's taxonomy places the organism in Eukaryota, Fungi, Basidiomycota, Agaricomycetes, Agaricales, Mycenaceae.